AUGUUCAAUUCACGACGUGGAUGCAUUCAAAUGUGUGAAAUUUUCGGGGAAACCAUGGUUUUGAUGAAACGAUUGCGGGUGCCCGCUCCGACUGUCCACCCCAACGCCUGCCCCUGUCUACGACCCCUCAACAACCGCCCCUCUCUCCUUCCGACGACUACCCCUCCCGCUCCGGCUCGCGGCCUGCGCAACCCCAGCCCGCCCGCCCCCCCACCCUCCCCCUCCCCCCGUAGUCUGCCCCCUCGUUCGCUGCCCCAUGCCCACCGACCCCCCCCCCUACCGCCCCCCCCACCCCCGUCAAACCCCCCCGAUCGUAGCAACUCCCCACCUCCCGCCCCCCCCAAACCCCUCCCCUUCCUGCGCCCAGCACACGCCCCGUCCCCUCCAUCAGAUUGCCCCAACCCCAAAACCCCGCCCCCACUCGCUCAACCCCUUCACUCCCACCCCGCCCCGCCUCCCCCCUCCCCCAGCCCGAACCCCUUACCCCCGCCCCCUAUCUCACCCACCCACGCCGAACCCCGACCAGCCCGCUAUGACCCCCUCCCCCCCCCGCCACCCACGUACCGCCAGCCCCUCGAGCAAAGGUCGCGGCUUACCUCCUCGCCAUCACCACCAACCCCCUCCAGGCAUGCUCACCGGGUCCUCCUCGCACAAACCCCCCUACACAGUUGCCGGCGACCCAGCACCCCCCCCGCCUCACACUCGCCACCAUCCCCCCUCCGCGGGCCAUCGCCUAGCGGAGUAGGCCCAUCACCUAGCCAGCGCCCUACCGAUAACCCACCUCCCCUGGGCCCCCCAGGAAGUCCCAGGCCCCCCAAACACCCCGACGGCUAG
This is a messenger RNA of Dicrocoelium dendriticum, 834 nucleotides long. NCBI's taxonomy places the organism in Eukaryota, Metazoa, Platyhelminthes, Trematoda, Plagiorchiida, Dicrocoeliidae. The record is from the annotation of a GenBank genome assembly.